Molecule: messenger RNA, 1799 nt
Organism: Salarias fasciatus (jewelled blenny)
Lineage: Eukaryota; Metazoa; Chordata; Actinopteri; Blenniiformes; Blenniidae
Product: pyruvate kinase PKM-like
Exons: 1
Coding region: 69-1664 (531 amino acids)
Biological process (GO): glycolytic process
Molecular function (GO): pyruvate kinase activity; magnesium ion binding; potassium ion binding
Source: RefSeq, a predicted model, not a curated record
ACGACACGAACUGCGGUCGAGGCACACUCAGCGCCUCAAGUACUCCUCAGGUUGCACCAGUGAUCGCCAUGCCUCAUUCAAAGUGUGACAUGGGCUCUGCCUUCGUCCAGACACAGCAGCUCAACGCUGCCAUGGCAGACACCUUCCUGGAACACGUGUGCCUGUUGGACAUCGACUCUGAGCCCACCACCGCACGUAACACCGGCAUCAUCUGCACCAUCGGGCCGGCCUCUCGAUCUGUGGACAUGCUCAAGGAGAUGAUCAAGUCUGGAAUGAACAUUGCUCGCUUGAACUUCUCCCACGGCACGCACGAGUACCAUGCAGAAACCAUCAAGAAUGUGCGUGAGGCAUGCGAGAGCUUCGAGCCCGGCAGCAUUCAGUACAGGCCCAUCGGCAUUGCCCUGGACACCAAGGGCCCAGAGAUCAGGACCGGCCUUAUCCAGGGAAGUGGCACAGCUGAGGUGGAGCUGAAGAAGGGCAAGAUGAUCAAGCUCACCCUGGAUGACUCUUACCAAGACAACUGCAGCGAAGACAUCCUCUGGCUCGACUACAAAAACAUUACCAAAGUGGUGGAAAUCGGCAGCAAGAUCUACAUUGACGAUGGACUCAUUUCUCUGCAGGUCAAGGAGAUUGGUUCCAAUUUCCUCAAUUGCCAGAUUGAGAAUGGCGGCACUCUGGGCAGUAAGAAGGGUGUGAACCUGCCCGGAGCCGCCGUGGACCUGCCUGCUGUCUCCGAUAAGGAUAUCAAGGACUUGCAGUUCGGUGUGGAACAGGGAGUCGACAUGGUGUUUGCCUCCUUCAUCCGCAAAGCCGACGACGUGCACGCCGUCCGGGCAGUGCUGGGAGAGAAGGGCAAGAACAUCAAGAUCAUCAGCAAGCUGGAGAACCACGAGGGUGUCCGCAGAUUCGAUGAGAUUAUGGACGCCAGCGACGGGAUCAUGGUGGCCCGUGGCGAUCUGGGUAUCGAGAUCCCCACAGAGAAGGUCUUCCUCGCCCAGAAGAUGAUGAUUGGUCGCUGCAACAGGGCUGGCAAGCCCAUCACAUGUGCCACUCAGAUGUUGGAGAGCAUGAUCAAGAAGCCCCGACCCACUCGUGCCGAGGGUAGCGACGUAGCAAACGCCGUCCUGGACGGAGCCGACUGCGUCAUGCUGAGUGGCGAGACUGCCAAGGGAGACUACCCUCUGGAGGCGGUGCGCACACAGCACAUGAUUGCCCGCGAAGCCGAGGCAGCCAUGUUCCACCGGCAGGUGUUUGAGGACCUGCAGCGCUCCACGCCGCACUGCAAAGAUUCCGCCGAGGCCAUUGCAAUCGGCGCAGUGGAGGCCUCCUUAAAGAGCUUAGCCUCAGCGAUCAUUGUGCUCACGGGCUCCGGAAGGUCCGCCCACCUGAUCUCCAGGUACCGGCCCCGCGCCCCCAUCCUCGCCGUGACCCGUAACGCCCAGACAGCCCGCCAGGCCCACCUGUACCGCGGCAUCUUCCCGGUCCUCUACACCAAGCCCGCCGACGACGUGUGGGCCGAGGACGUCGACAUGCGCGUCAACUUCGCCAUGGAAAUGGGAAAGGUCAGAGGCUUCUUCAAAGAGGGCGACGUGGUCAUCGUCCUGACCGGCUGGCGUCCAGGCUCCGGUUACACCAACACCAUGCGCGUGGUCCUGGUGGUCUAAGUGGCUCCGCUGUCUCCAUCUCCACCUCAUCUGUCUUCCAUAGCGCUCCACAACACGACUCUCCUCCCUUCCCAUCCAACACCCGGGCCAACAGACUCGACCCUUAAACAGUCAGGCACGUAGGAAAUUAUAAAA